UACCUGCCGUACAGAUAUGAAAACCCAUUCUUGACCGCGACCUCUCGAGCGCUCAUCGCCGACAUCUCCGCCUUGACUCGGCGGUUGUCAAAUUUGGACGUUCCCAGACCUUUGGCGGUGCUGUACCACCUCCUUGGCAUAUCCAGUGAGAGCAGCCCGGAUGCCAUCAUCCCAGAACACGUGCUCUUUCGAGCGGUCAGAGCGUGGACGGAGGUCGAGGAGGUCUCGGAGGCUGAGAGUUUUGACGGACACAAGCGCUGCAUGGUAGAGCACACUCUACACGUUCUCCUGUUACCCGGAAUGCACACAGAGCGUUAUGCAGACCCCCCGACAGAGCAAAGGCGACGUCUCCGUUCCGAUUCCACACUUUCCAUUGGCUCCGCCUCCGUGCCAAGCUCGAUUACCAGCCAUGCACCCGCCGCGCAUCCCUCCGACCCCGCACUGCUGUCGUUACCCCUUCCUUCGCCCUUGCACCUCACUCUUCCGAUCACCUCGCAUCUCUCCUUCAACGAGGCAGGCCGGAUCACGCGCCACCGCGACACGAUCGACUUGCGCGACGCGCUCACCCUCCUGCCCGGUAUGGGCAUCGCGCAGUACAUCGGCUCGCGACUGGCUGCGCACGGGCUGAGCUGGGCAGUCAAAGCCGGCAGGUGGGCGUUCAGCCCGAGCGGUUCGAACGCGUCAGCCCGAGCGGUGGUGCGCGACCGCGAUAGCGAUCGGGACCGGGCUAGGAAGGACUCGGCACUGGAGCGCGGUAAAGCUUCCGCGGAGCCGUAUGCCGGCGGGGGCGCUGGACUGACCCCGGCCGAGGCGUACGCUCGCGGUGCCAUGCGCUGGCUCACGACGAGCAUGGGGUCUUCCUACUCCAGUGCGUCCGGGCGAUAG
Molecule: messenger RNA, 885 nt
Organism: Punctularia strigosozonata HHB-11173 SS5
Lineage: Eukaryota; Fungi; Basidiomycota; Agaricomycetes; Corticiales; Punctulariaceae
Exons: 2
Source: RefSeq, a predicted model, not a curated record